AUGGCAUAUUCCAAUAGUACCAGUGACCGAAUGGACGAGUUGCGCUUUCGAAGCCAGCAAUCACCUCGAACCGAUCCCUCGUUGCAUGGGCUUGUCUCUCCACCGCGAACCACAACCAGAUUGCCCCAACCUCUUCAUACGCAAGAUAAUCGAGGUGGAUUAAUGCGAAGAUUCACUACGGAUUCAGGUCGGGUUCCUACAAUGAAUACGCUCGCCAAUCAGCGCGGUGUGCAGGAGUCUCAGGAGUAUGGCCCUUCGACGUACCACAAAGUCCAACUGUUAGAAAAAAAGAAACUCGAAUACGAGAGGUUACGCGAACAGAAGAGACGCUUCGAGGCUGAGAUGCAACUGCUGGACCUACAGCAACGCCGCGAAGAACAAGAACUUGCACAGAUGCAAGAAGACCUCGGUCGAUCUAACAAGAAUUCCAACGCUGGUCAUCAGUCUGAACCUACCACUCCUCCAGAAUAUCGCGAGUCAAGCUCCGGCUUUCCAUCUGUCUUUUCACGCCCCAAUCGGUAUUCGACCUCCAGCCUCACUUCCCCCCCAGGCAUUUACAACCGACCAGGCAGAUCAGGAUCGCAACUUACAUCACCCCAAUCAGGUAUAUUACAAUCUCGCAUGAUGGAUGAUAAGCUCCCGUCCAAGUCCGUUCCGGGAUCUCGACGCAACAGCGAUGAGGAUGAGAAGGAAGAGGCUGUUCGACAAGAUCCAACCUCUCAUAGGGCUACAACUGCACUCAACAGAUACAGUAUGCCAGUUACCAAGUCUCGCAACGGUAUGCAUGACUUCUUGAACCAAGACCCUUCCAACACCACACGAUUUCUUUUUGGAGAAGAUGAUGGUGCCACAUCUCCAGAUGUCAAUAAAUACCUUCAGAUGAACACUACCGAAGACAACUUCCCUGUUCUCGUUCGUCGCGAUGAAUACCCUGGCUUGCUCUCCGCCUCUUCGGCUGCUCUUGACCUUGCGACCUCUCAAUCUCCUGGUCCCGAAGGCCUCUCCUCCAGUAAUGGGUGGCAUGCGUUCACUCGGCACAAGUCUUCCCAAUCGCAGCAGCUUCCGAUGAGCAUUAGCCAGGCGCCAACAAACGGCUCAGUUUCGACUGCUCAGAUCAACGAUCCCAUUUCGCCAAUCAGUGUUCGUCCAUCCUCAUCAUACCGACACUCUCUAGACUUGCAAUAUUACGAUGGUUCUCAAGAGCCUGCGACAUCCCAAGUCACGUCACCAUCAAAAAUGGCCCAAGCCACUCCACCAAAGCUUCAGUCAUCCUACUCCGCCAACGAUGUACCUACUAUGAGAACGACUGCUAAUGGUAUAUCGAACGUUGCCACAACCCCAAAUUCGCAUGCUCAACAACAUUUGCACAACCAUAAUGCUAGUCUCGGCCGCAUCCCUCCAAACGCAAUGAACAGACUUAGCCGAGAGCUUACCUCGCCUGAAACUGCCACCUUACGCGAGGCUCAAAAUGGAGGUUAUCAAUCGAUUCAGUCGGCACUUCAAGCCAAUGCAGCACCAUUUGGUCCUUCACCUUCUCAAAACAUGUCUCAGGCACCAGUCCCCGCUCCGAUGGUUUCUCCAACUGGCCAACAACAGUAUCCUGCUCCAGUUCCUGGAUAUUACAACAACUACAACAUGCAGAUAAUGUCUAUGAAUAUGGGAAUGCAAAACAUGGCACUUAAUCAACCAAUUUAUCCAGGUCCUAACCAAUACAGCGGGUAUGGCGGUCAAAUGUAUUCACCUCAGAGUCAGCCUCGUGAUAGUCAGGCUCGUGUGAUCCAGCAACGCCGCCAGAAUGAUGGGGAAGCUAUGAACCGAUUCGCCAAUCUGGCUUUGGAACAACUGGGUGGUGAGAUCUAUAAUCUGUGCAAAGAUCAACACGGAUGCAGAUACCUUCAAAAGAAACUCGAGGACCGUAAUCCUGAUCAAGUCCACAUGAUCUGGCUUGAGACCAAUCAACAUGUCAUUGAGCUCAUGACUGAUCCGUUCGGCAACUACCUCUGCCAAAAGCUCUUGGAGUAUUGCAAUGAUGAGGAGCGCACCGUCCUUAUCGAGAACGCCUCGCACGACCUUGUCCGCAUCGCCCUCAACCAACAUGGCACAAGAGCUCUGCAGAAGAUGAUCGAGUUUAUCAGCACGGAGACACAAAUCAACAUCAUUAUCCGUUCCCUCAAAAAUCGUGUCGUCGAGCUUAUCCAAGAUCUGAACGGAAACCACGUUAUCCAAAAGUGCCUUAAUCGAUUGACAGCACAACAGUCUCAAUUCAUCUUCGAUGCCGUCGGAAUUCACUGCAUUGAUGUUGGAACUCAUCGUCACGGAUGUUGUGUUCUACAGCGCUGUAUCGACCAUGCCUCAGGAGAUCAAAAAUCUUGGUUGAUUCGACAGAUCUCCAACAAUGCUUAUGUUCUGGUCCAAGAUCCCUUCGGAAAUUACGUUGUUCAAUACAUUCUUGAUUUGAACGAACCUAUCUUCACAGAGCCCCUUGUCGCCAUGUUCCAAGGUCGAGUGGGACAGCUCUCGAAACAGAAAUUCAGCUCCAAUGUUAUCGAGAAAUGUCUCCGCUGUGCUAAAGAGCCAUCAAAGGAUAUGCUAAUCGAAGAGAUGCUUCAACCUACGGAGCUUGAUCGCCUUUUGCGCGACUCUUUCGCCAACUAUGUCAUCCAAACCGCUCUUGACUAUGCUAAUCCAGCAAUGAAGACUCGUCUUAUCGAGGCCAUCCGCCCCCAUCUACCCGCUAUUCGCACUACCCCAUACGGUCGCCGCAUUCAAGCCAAAAUCCAAGGCAAUGAAGGUCGUAGCGGUCCGUCAAGUGGGCAAGCUACUCCUGCUGAAAUGGUGGAGCCGACUCAAACCCCUGUCCGCCACCAGCGUGGUCUCUCGAACGCAUCGGCCUCUGGCAACUCAUUUGUUAGUCCUCUCGGUGCUUAUAGCAACGGCUUUACUCCUGCCAAUGGCGCCACCAAUGGCCACCCUCUCACAUCACCCCAGAAAGCCAUUCCCUUCCCAUCUAGUACAGAGCUCGCCUCCACCCCAUCUAACACCCAAUACUUUCCUCAACCCUACGGUAGAGGUGCUGGACAAGGGGUUGCUGGACAAGGUAACGGCAACUGGUUGUAA
This is a messenger RNA of Glarea lozoyensis ATCC 20868, 3117 nucleotides long. Its product is annotated as ARM repeat-containing protein. Gene Ontology annotation, molecular function: mRNA binding. The record is from RefSeq and is a predicted model, not a curated record. Gene Ontology annotation, cellular component: cytoplasm. The transcript is spliced from 6 exons. Lineage: Eukaryota; Fungi; Ascomycota; Leotiomycetes; Helotiales; Helotiaceae. The coding region runs from base 1 to 3117 and encodes 1038 amino acids. Gene Ontology annotation, biological process: post-transcriptional regulation of gene expression.